AAAAGCGAGAUGCAUCAACGUCAGUCAGCAUACGCUUUCCCUUCACGCGUGCGAUCUUGCCUUUUUUGUUUUUCAUUAUUAAUUUUCUUUUCUGCAGUGCUAUUCUGGAUCACCUUCACCAUCUCUUCAGUAUACACUAGAAACUUGUAUUGGCUCUUGAAUUUAUAAUUUCAUUUGUGAAAUUGCAUUGAAAUCCUUGUAGAUGGCGUCAUCUUCACUAAUCUAUGAAACCGGGGCAUGGAAGGAUUUGAAGGCACAUGUUGAGGACAUUGAGAAGAUCCAUUUGCGUGAUUUGAUGUCUGACACCGUGCGAUGCAAGUCUAUGAUCAUCGAUUUUGAUGGAGUUUUGUUGGACUAUUCAAGGCAACGUGCCAAUUUUGACACCUUGAAUAAGCUCCACAAUUUAGCAAAGGCAGCUCAUCUCAAAGAAAAGAUUAACGGGAUGUUCAAUGGAGAGCGGAUAAAUAGUACAGAAAACAGGUCUGUCCUUCACAUUGCACUCCGUGCUCCACGGGAUUCAGUUAUAAAUAGUGAUGGGAAGAAUGUGGUCCCAGAUGUUUGGCAAGUCCUAGAUAAGAUCCGAGAUUUUUCUGAGAGGGUUCGCAGUGGUGCCUGGGUCGGAGCCACUGGAAAAGUGUUGAAAGAUGUAAUUGCUAUAGGAAUUGGUGGAAGUUUCUUAGGACCUCUGUUUGUGCAUACGGCACUUCAAAAAGAUCCAGAAGCUAUUGAAUUUGCACGUGGUCGUCAACUGCGUUUCCUUGCAAAUGUAGACCCAAUUGAUGUUGCAAGAAAUAUUGCAGGCUUGAAUCCUGAAACCACUCUAGUUGUGGUGGUUUCGAAAACUUUCACUACAGCUGAGACCAUGUUAAAUGCUAGGACACUGAGGGAAUGGAUAUCAGCUGCCUUGGGGCCUCAAGCAGUAGCAAAGCAUAUGGUUGCUGUCAGUACUAAUCUCACGCUUGUGGAGAAGUUUGGCAUUGAUCCAAAUAAUGCUUUUGCAUUCUGGGACUGGGUGGGAGGUCGCUAUAGUGUUUGCAGUGCUGUUGGAGUACUGCCUCUUUCCCUGCAAUAUGGGUUUUCAGUCGUGGAGAAGUUCCUAAAGGGAGCUUCAAGUAUUGAUCAACAUUUCUAUUCUGCACCUUUUGAGAAGAAUUUACCAGUGCUAUUAGGUUUGUUGAGUAUUUGGAACGUGUCAUUCCUCGGAUAUCCUGCAAGAGCCAUUUUACCUUAUUCUCAAGCACUGGAGAAAUUUGCACCCCAUAUUCAGCAGGUUAGUAUGGAGAGUAAUGGAAAAGGGGUAUCAAUUGAUGGCGUGCCUCUUCCCUAUGAGACAGGGGAAAUUGAUUUUGGUGAACCAGGAACAAAUGGCCAACACAGCUUUUACCAAUUAAUUCACCAGGGACGUGUCAUACCUUGUGAUUUUAUUGGUGUGGUUAAGAGCCAGCAACCUGUUUACCUGAAAGGUGAAAUGGUUAGUAACCAUGAUGAACUAAUGUCAAACUUCUUUGCACAACCAGAUGCCCUUGCUUAUGGGAAGGUAGGAAUUUUUUAUGUUGAAUUGCCAAGUCCUUUCUCUGGGUUAUAUCUGUCUCUGUUCUCAAAACCGGAUAGGACCGAACUGGAAAAACCGGGAACUGGUUCGGUUAUGACCUAAAACCAUUUUCUUACU
Molecule: messenger RNA, 1669 nt
Organism: Olea europaea var. sylvestris
Lineage: Eukaryota; Viridiplantae; Streptophyta; Magnoliopsida; Lamiales; Oleaceae
Product: glucose-6-phosphate isomerase, cytosolic
Exons: 18
Coding region: 203-1654 (483 amino acids)
Biological process (GO): gluconeogenesis; glucose 6-phosphate metabolic process; glycolytic process
Cellular component (GO): cytosol
Molecular function (GO): glucose-6-phosphate isomerase activity; carbohydrate derivative binding; monosaccharide binding
Source: RefSeq, a predicted model, not a curated record